Rangifer tarandus platyrhynchus (Svalbard reindeer) is the source of this 1533-nucleotide messenger RNA. NCBI's taxonomy places the organism in Eukaryota, Metazoa, Chordata, Mammalia, Artiodactyla, Cervidae. The record is from the annotation of a GenBank genome assembly.
AUGGAAGCCGGGAAGAGAGGGGGUGCGCCGCGGUCGUCUCUGGCUUUUGCCCUCGCAGGCCUGGGGGUGGCAGACGCGGCCCCGGACACUUUGGCCGGCACGAGGAGGCAAAGAACGCUGACCCCGAGGGAGGUGUCGGGCACCUGGGGACGCGCCCCACCACGGCUGGGAAGCGCUGGAGCUGACCCUGCCUGCGAGCCCCGGGAUGCCUCGGAGCCCCCAGGUCCCGGGAAGCGCAGGAAAGGCGCCCGGAGAGCAGCCAGGGGCUCGGCAGCCCGGGGUCCUUCCUCGAGGACCCGCUGGAGGAGCAGGCCUGCGCGCCCGUCCUCGGCGUCCGGUCACCAAGAUCCCACCCCGCCCCACCCCCCCGGCCGCGCCAUGGCCCUGAAGGCUGAGGGCGCCGCGCUCGACUGCUUCGAGGUGACGCUCAAAUGCGAGGAAGGGGAGGAUGACGAAGAGGCCAUGGUGGUGGCCGUAAUUCCGCGGCCCGAGCCGAUGCUCAGAGUGGCCCAGCAGGAAAAGACCCCACCGCCCAGGCCCAGCCUGCUGGAGGCGGGCAGUGAUGGCUCUGAGGAGCCCAAGCAGCAGGUGUCUUGGGAGCAGGAGUUUCUGGUGGGGAACAGCCCGGGAGGCAGUGGGCGGGCGCUGUGCAUGGUGUGUGGGGCCGAGAUCCAGGCCCCCUCGGCAGACACGGCACGCGCCCACAUCCUGGAGCAGCAUCCUCACACCCUGGACUUGAGCCCUUCUGAGAAGAGCAACAUCCUGGAGGCCUGGAGCGAGGGGGCGGCCCUUGUGCAAGACUUCCGAGCGGAGCAGACGUCCCCACACCACUCAGGUAGUGGGGGCAGAGACUCAGGCCAGGACUCCGACCCGGACCCUGCCAGAAUGCCAGCAGAGAUCGUCGUUCUCCUCGACUCCGAGGACAACCCAUCCCUCCCCAGGAGGACCCGGCCCAGGGGACUUCGCCCUCUGGAACUUCCCGUGACCCCUGUCCCAGAGCCAGUAAUCAAGAAGCCCCGUGGUCAGAGAUGCAAGGAGCCCUCUGGGGAAGAGCCGGUCAGGAAGAAAAGAGGCAGGCCUAUGACCAAAACCCUGGACCUAGACCCAGACCCUGACCCAGACCCCCCCUCACCAGACUCGCCCACGGAGACCUUCGCUGCUCCUGCCGAGGUCCGGCACUUCACGGACGGCAGCUUCCCGGCCGGCUUCGCCCUCCAGCUCUUCUCCCACACCCAGCUCAGGGCCUCAGACCGCAGAGACUUGCCCAAAGAGGGGAGAGGGGCCGAAGGAGGCCUCCUCCAGCCAGAAAGCCCCUCCCCAGCUCCCCCUCCGGGGCUUCGCGGGACACUGGAUCUCCAGGUCAUCCGCGUGCGACUGGAGGAGCCCCCAGCAGUCAGCCUUCUGCAAGACUGGUCCAAGCACCCCCAGGGGGCCAAGGGAGUGGGAGCAGGUGACGCCCCAGACUGGCCCGCGGUGCUGUCGGAAUCCAGCAGCACUGUGGGGGCGCAGCCAGAGGCGGGGAGUGGCCUGUAG